AUGCCUCAAUUAAACCCCGCCCCUUGAUUUUUUAUUUUAAUCCUUUCAUGACUUACAUUUUUAAUUAUUCUCCCCCCAAAAGUUUUGGCCCACGAGUUUACUAACGAACCUACAGUAAUAGGCGCCGAGAAACCCAAACCUGAAUCCUGAAACUGACCAUGAUACUAA
Engraulis encrasicolus (European anchovy) is the source of this 168-nucleotide messenger RNA. Lineage: Eukaryota; Metazoa; Chordata; Actinopteri; Clupeiformes; Engraulidae. The record is from the annotation of a RefSeq genome assembly.